Messenger RNA from Clunio marinus, 186 nucleotides. NCBI's taxonomy places the organism in Eukaryota, Metazoa, Arthropoda, Insecta, Diptera, Chironomidae. The record is from the annotation of a GenBank genome assembly.
AUGAAACAAACAGAAUCAAGGGAAGUUGAUUGGAUUCGUAGUGAAUGUAAUCGGUGGGUGGGAUUGAGAAUCAGCGGGAUAUUUGAUUUACUGCGUUGUAAAUUGAGUACAUCAAACAAGAAGUUUCACGAACAGACUAUAAAGGAAAAGCUGAAAAAGCAAACAGAAUUCUCUUUCGCGUUGUGA